This is a messenger RNA of Heterobasidion irregulare TC 32-1, 1677 nucleotides long. Its product is annotated as major facilitator superfamily. Gene Ontology annotation, cellular component: membrane. Bases 1 to 1677 code for a protein of 558 amino acids. The record is from RefSeq and is a predicted model, not a curated record. The transcript is spliced from 14 exons. Gene Ontology annotation, biological process: transmembrane transport. Lineage: Eukaryota; Fungi; Basidiomycota; Agaricomycetes; Russulales; Bondarzewiaceae. Gene Ontology annotation, molecular function: transmembrane transporter activity.
AUGGCCUCCACCGUUCCCCUAGCUGAUUCUCAGCCUGUUCUGGCUCGCACGGACACGCUUCCCACCGGGCAACGCAGAGCCUCUACCUCGGAGUUCUCUCUCGAUCACAAAUCUGCUGCUGAUACAUAUACGAGCGAGCGGGGCGAGUUGGACGCGAUUGCUACGAAGCGCUCAGUUUUCGACGACCCGACUCUCGCGAAGCAUUAUUUGCCGUCGGAGAAGUAUGAAAAUCGACACCGGUUCAAUCCGAAUGCAAGAUGGACAUACAGGGAGGAAAAGGCGUUGGUCAGGAAAAUUGACUGGAGGGUCAUGCUUUGGGCCGCCAUUUCCUUCUCGGCUCUAAAUUUAGACCGGAACAAUCUCAGUCAAGCCAACUCGGAUAACUUCUUGCAUGACUUAGGUUUGACUACGAACGAUUUUAAUCUAGGGAACGUCGUGUUCCGAGUAGCAUUCUUGAGCGCGGAGUUACCAUCACAGAUGGUCUCGAAACGACUCGGUCCUGAUCGUUGGAUCCCAAUCCAGAUGUGUGCAUGGAGCGUCGUCACUGUCGGCCAAUUCUGGCUCACCGGCCGCUCUUCUUUUCUUGUAUGUCGGGCGCUGUUAGGGUUCAUCCCAGAUCUAAUAUUAUACCUGUCAUAUUAUUAUACGAAGACCGAGCUACCGCUCAGGCUAGCACUUUUCUGGAUGUCAUCUAACGUGUGUAGUAUUAUAGCCAGUUUCAUCGCUUUCGGAGUACUACACAUGCGUGGCGUCCUCGGAAGGGCCGGUUGGAGAUGGCUGUUUCUCGUCGAAGGACUAAUCACCUUGGUGGUCGGAGUUACGACUUUCUUCAUGAUGCCGCCCUCUCCAACACAGACAAAAACAUGGUUCAGACCAAAUGGAUGGUUUACGGAGCGAGAAGAGAUCAUCGGCGUGAACCGAAUACUUAGGGACGACCCCAGCAAAGGCGAUAUGCAUAAUCGUGAAGGUCUGACACCGAAGCGACUUUGGACUGCGAUCUGCGAUUAUGACUUGUGGCCGUUGUAUAUCUUAGGUCUUAUGUUUGGUAUACCAGUCUCCCCUCCUGCCACCUACCUUACACUUUCACUACGCAAUCUCGGAUUCAGCACAUUCAAGACAAAUCUGCUUACCAUCCCCUCCACUGUGGCCGGGAUCUUCAGCAUGUUUGCCCUGACUUUCGUCUCGGAACAAGUCAACGAUCGUGCUAUCGUAGCUAGUCUGGAGGACUUUUGGGCUCUGCCAUUCUUGAUUGCAAUCUAUUGCCUUCCUUCAAAUCCCAAUCCAUGGAUCUUCUACGGAUUGGCAUCCGGCCUACUGUCAUACCCAUACUCGCAUCCGAUUCAAGUAGGUUGGUGUUCGAGGAACUCGGGUGCUGUAGCCAGCAGAACCGUCAAUGCCUCAAUAUAUAAUAUGUUUGUGCAAGCAAGCUCAGUCGUUGCGUCGUACAUAUAUCGUGCGGAUGAUGCCCCCAGAUAUCGAAGAGGUAACCGCGCUUUGAUCACAAUAUCCUGCAUCAACCUGUUUGUCUUGUAUCCCGGGACCAAGGCGUACUACAUCUGGCGAAACCGACAGCGCUCUAAGAUUUGGGAUGCAAUGACUCCAGAGCAACGCUCUGAAUACUUGGCUACGACAAACGAUAUCGGGAACAGACGCUUGGACUUCAGGUUUGCGCACUAG